AUGAGUAACUCAACACAGCGCCCGGUCCCCACGCGCCGCCGCGUGCCUCCGCCGCCGCCGCCUCCGCCGCCGCGGUUCGACCAACAGCCCUUCAACAUAAUCCCCAUCCACGACCUCCUCACCGACCACCCCUCCCUCCGGUACCCCGAGGUGCGCGCCGCCGCCGCCGCCCUACGCGCCGUCGGAGACCUCCGCAGGCCGCCGUUUGUGACGUGGCACAAUGGUUUAGACCUCAUGGACUGGCUCGGCCUCUUCUUCGGCUUCCAAAACGACAACGUUCGCAACCAGAGAGAGCACCUUGUUCUUCAUUUAGCCAACUCCCAAAUGCGCCUCCCCGUGCCGCCGCCGUCCGCCGCCGUGGACGCCCUCGAUGCCUCCGUCCUCCGCCGCUUCCGCCGCAAACUCUUACAGAACUACUCCUCCUGGUGCUCUUACCUCGGCCGGAGAUCGAACGUGGUUAAAGUCCAAAAUGACCCUCGCCGUGAGCUCCUAUACGUAUGUCUCUAUCUCCUUAUCUGGGGUGAAUCUGCCAAUUUACGUUUUACCCCUGAAUGCAUAUGCUAUAUUUAUCACCACAUGGCCAUGGAACUCAAUAGAACCCUUGAUGAUGAUAUUGACGAGGAGACUGGUCGCCCUUUUAUACCCUCUAUGUCAGGCGAAAAUGCGUUCUUGAAACGGGUAGUGAUGCCUGUUUACAAGACGAUUCGGGGGGAGAUGGAGAGGAGUCGAAACGGGACCGCCCCGCAUUCGGCUUGGCGGAACUAUGAUGAUAUAAAUGAGUACUUUUGGAGUAGGAGGUGUUUUCAGAGGCUGAAAUGGCCUAUUGAUUUGAGUUGUAGGUUUUUUGCCACUACCAAGGAGGAAAACCGGGUGGGGAAGACGGGGUUUGUUGAGCAAAGGACGUUUUGGAACGUGUUUAGGAGCUUUGAUCGCGUUUGGGUUUUGUUGAUUUUGUUCUUGCAAGCUGCCAUUAUUGUUUCUUGGGAGGGUACAGAGUAUCCGAGGCAAGCAUUGGAGAAUAGGGAUGCACAGGUGAAGUUGCUUACUGUUUUCAUCACUUGGGCUACUCUAAGGCUUUUGCAAUCAGUGCUUGAUGCGGGUACUCAGUAUAGUUUGGUUUCAAGAGAGACACUGUGGCUAGGUGUGAGAAUGGUGCUUAAGGGAAUGGUUGCCGCGACGUGGAUUAUUGUAUUUUCGGUGUUCUAUGCAAGGAUUUGGAGCCAGAAGGAUUUGGAUGGGAGGUGGUCUAAUGCGGCAAACCAAAAUAUCAUUACUUUUCUUGAGGCCGGUUUGGUAUUUAUCAUUCCAGAGUUGCUGGCGUUGGUUCUGUUUAUUCUUCCUUGGGUUCGCAAUGUACUUGAGGAAACAAAUUGGGUGAUAUUAUACCUGUUGACGUGGUGGUUCCAAACUCGAAUCUUUGUGGGUCGUGGCCUAAGGGAAGGGCUAGUGAACAACAUAAAGUACACCUUGUUCUGGAUUGUGGUAUUGGCUUCAAAAUUCACAUUCAGUUACUUCCUUCAAAUUAAGCCCUUGGUGGCCCCCACAAAGGCUCUUCUGGAUCUCAAGGAUCCAAAGUACUACUGGCAUCAAUUUUUCACUAACACCAACAGAGCGGCGGUAGCCUUGUUGUGGAUUCCUGUCGUUCUUGUAUACCUUAUGGAUUUGCAAAUCUGGUAUGCGAUUUAUUCUUCCUUCGUCGGGGCAAUAAUUGGGUUGUUCUCACAUUUAGGUGAGAUUCGAAAUAUUGAACAGUUAAGGCUUAGAUUCCAAUUUUUCGCAAGUGCAUUGCAGUUUAAUCUCAAGCCAGAGGAUCCAAUCACAAGCUUACAGGCAACAUUGGUGCAUAAGCUACGCGAUGCAAUCCACAGACUGAAGCUACGAUAUGGGCUUGGCCAACCCUACAAGAAAAUUGAAUCAAGCCAGGUGGAAGCAACCAGAUUCGCCUUAAUAUGGAAUGAGAUAAUUAUAUCUUUGCGAGAAGAAGAUAUCAUCAGUGAUCAAGAAUUGGAACUUUUAGAACUUCCGCCUAAUUGUUGGGACAUUAGGGUUAUUCGCUGGCCUUGUUUCCUCCUUUGCAACGAGCUGCUGCUUGCUCUUAGCCAGGCGGGUGAACUGUGUGAUUUACCAGAUUGCGAUCUUUGGAUUAAAAUGUGCAAGAAUGAAUAUAGGCGGUGUGCAAUCGUUGAAGCUUAUGAUAGCGUCAAGUUCUUGUUUCAUGAAAUUGUGAAGUUCAACUCCGAAGAGUAUACAAUUGUAACAAAAUUGUUCGCGGAGAUAGAUCGUGCUGUUCAAAUUGGAAAGUUGACUGGGGCCUACAAGAUGACUGUUUUACAGCAAAUUCACUCCCGGUUGAUUUCUCUUAUUGAGCUUCUUUUAAUGCCUAAGAAGGAGUUAAGUAAGGUGGUGGAUUUAUUCCAAGCGUUAUAUGAACUCUCUGUUAGAGAAUUUCCCAGGGUGAAGAAAUCCGUCGCACAGUUGAGGCACGAAGGUUUGGCACCUCAAAAUCAAGCUGCUGAUGCAGGGUUGCUUUUUGAAAAUGCUGUUCAGUUUCCGGACGAUGACGAUGCUUUGUUCUACAGGCAGCUUCGUCGUUUGCAUACGAUUCUUACGUCUAGAGAUUCAAUGCACAAUGUCCCAAAAAAUCUUGAGGCAAGACGUCGUAUUUCCUUUUUUAGCAACUCACUGUUUAUGAACAUGCCUCGUGCUCCCCAGGUGGAGAAAAUGAUGGCUUUUAGCAUUCUAACUCCUUACUAUGACGAAGAGGUUUUAUACGGGAAAGAAUCGCUAAGAAGUCCAAACGAAGAUGGUAUUUCCACCUUGUUUUAUUUGCAGAAGAUUUAUGAGGAUGAGUGGGCAAAUUUUAUGGAGCGGAUGCGUAGAGAAGGAAUGGAGGAUGAUGAGGAAAUAUGGACAGUCAAAGCUAGGGAUCUUCGUUUGUGGGCUUCUUAUAGAGGCCAAACACUCUCUCGUACUGUUAGGGGGAUGAUGUAUUACUACAGGGCUCUUAAAAUGCUUGCUUUUCUUGAUUCCGCAUCCGAAAUGGAUAUAAGGAGGGGUUCAGAACAAAUCUCGACUUUUGGUUCAGUGAAACUACACGGUGGUUUGAAUGGUAUCAGCCCGGGUAGGCCACCAGCUUCUGGAAAUCUCAAUAGAGCAACAACUAGUGUAAGUCUUCUGUUUAAAGGGAGUGAGUUUGGAUGUGCUCUUAUGAAAUACACGUAUGUGGUUUCUUGUCAAAUGUAUGGGUAUCAUAAGAGAAGAGGUGAUCCGCGAGCUGAAGAUAUUUUGUACUUGAUGAAGAACAAUGAGGCACUUCGUGUUGCUUAUGUGGAUGAGGUGCACUUGGGAAGAGAAGAAGUUGAGUAUUAUUCUGUUCUUGUAAAGUACGAUCAACGACUGAAGAAAGAGGUGGAGAUCUAUAAGAUAAGAUUGCCCGGUCCAUUGAAGCUCGGUGAGGGUAAACCAGAGAAUCAAAACCACGCUAUCAUUUUCACUCGUGGAGAUGCGCUUCAAGCAAUUGACAUGAACCAAGACAACUAUUUUGAGGAGGCACUUAAAAUGCGUAAUCUAUUGGAGGAAUUCAAAAAGAAUUACGGCAUAAGGAAACCAACGAUUUUGGGAGUUAGGGAAAAUGUGUUCACUGGUUCUGUUUCAUCGCUCGCUUGGUUCAUGUCUGCUCAAGAAACAAGUUUUGUAACCCUAGGACAGCGUGUUUUGGCGAACCCUUUAAAGGUGCGAAUGCAUUAUGGCCAUCCGGAUGUGUUUGAUCGGUUUUGGUUCGUGACCAGAGGUGGUAUCAGUAAAGCUUCUAGGGUGAUCAAUAUUAGUGAGGACAUAUUUGCCGGAUUUAAUUGCACACUGAGAGGUGGAAAUGUGACUCACCAUGAAUAUAUACAAGUGGGUAAAGGAAGAGAUGUUGGGUUGAAUCAGAUAUCCAUGUUUGAGGCUAAAGUUUCAAGCGGAAAUGGUGAACAGGUUUUGAGCAGAGAUGUGUAUAGGUUGGGUCAUAGACUUGACUUCUUCCGUAUGCUUUCAUUCUAUUUUACUUCUGUAGGGUCCUACUUCAAUACGAUGAUGGUGGUUAUAACUGUCUAUGCAUUUUUGUGGGGCCGCCUUUAUCUUGCUCUCAGUGGUGUUGAGAAGUUUGCCAUGGACAACAGUAGCAACAACAAGGCCCUCGGCACUAUCAUAAACCAGCAAUUCGUCGUUCAGAUGGGUCUUUUCACUGCACUUCCAAUGAUAGUGGAGAAUUCUCUAGAGCACGGGUUCCUUCCGGCAAUUUGGGAUUUUAUAACAAUGCAGUUGCAACUUGCAUCUCUAUUCUACACUUUCCAAAUGGGAACACGUACCCACUUCUUCGGACGAACCAUUCUUCACGGAGGUGCUAAGUACAGAGGCACAGGACGUGGUUUUGUGGUGCAACACAAGAGCUUUGCUGAGAACUAUAGACUAUAUGCACGCAGCCAUUUUGUGAAAGCAAUUGAGCUUGGGGUGAUUUUGGUUGUAUAUGCUGCCCAUAGCCCAUUGGCCACAAACACAUUUGUCUAUAUAGCCUUAACUAUCUCAUGUUGGUUUCUGGUUGUUUCAUGGAUCAUGUCCCCCUUUGUGUUUAACCCUUCUGGGUUUGAUUGGUUGAAAACCGUAUAUGACUUUGAUGGGUUCAUGAACUGGAUUUGGUAUAGAGGUGUGCUUGUGAAAGCUGAUGAGAGCUGGGAAACAUGGUGGUACGAGGAACAAGACCAUUUGAGGACAACUGGUCUAUGGGGAAAAUUGUUGGAAAUAACUCUAGACCUCCGUUUCUUCUUUUUUCAGUAUGGCAUUGUGUACCGACUGCAAAUUGCAGGUGGCAAGACUAGUAUUGGCGUUUACUUGCUUUCUUGGAUCUACUUGGUUGUGGUGGUCGCGAUUUAUGUGGUCAUUACCUAUGCAAGCGAAAAAUAUGCUGCAAAGGAGCAUAAGUACUAUCGGUUGGUUCAGUUUGUUGUAAUUUCGGUGACAACACUUGUGAUUGUUAUAUUGCUGAAAUUCACCAAUUUUGUAUUUCUUGAUCUUGUAUCGAGCAUGUUGGCUUUCAUCCCCACAGGGUGGGGCCUGAUACUCAUUGCUCAGGUACUUAAGCCUUUUCUGCAGUCAACAGUGGUGUGGGAGACUGUUGUUUCCGUGGCUAGGCUAUAUGACAUGUUGUUUGGGUUGGUUGUCAUGGCUCCCCUUGCAAUGCUUUCAUGGAUGCCUGGGUUCCAGUCAAUGCAAACAAGGAUUCUGUUUAAUGAAGCAUUCAGCAGAGGCCUCCAGAUAUCUCGUAUUAUUACUGGGAAAAAUGCUAAUUUCGACAUGUAACUUGAGGCCCUAUACGAAUAUGUGUGGAAUGUAUCAUGGAACUGCUCUAUUGAAGUUGCAGUACAAUGAUCAUCAGAAUAACCAUUUUGGAGCAAACUUCAGUCUGGGUGAAAGUCAACCAACCUAUCUACGUUUGGAGGAGAACAGUCAAAGAGAGAGAUGGUAGCUUUAGUAGGUUUUGAACGAUGUGCUUCUUCUGUGAACAAGGAGGUGGUCUUUAGGGUUUACAUCAGAUUCAGGGCACGUGGUGUAGUACCUGAGCCCAGCUUGGAAAGAGCUUUAAAGGAUUGAUAGAGGUGGAGUCAUUGGUCAAGUUUCCUGGGACGCUGUAAGGAAUAUAGUCCUCCAUUGAAUAAUGGUAGAGAGGAGGGGUUUUUUUUUUUUUUUUUAAUGUUAUAGAGUUAAUCUGUAAUAGGUAGUUGAGGUAUGAAGUUGUAUGGGAGUGGGCAGAAGUGGCCGCUAUGGCUUCCAUUGACACAAUGUAUGAUCAAUUGAAUAACCAACUAAGGUGUAUUUUGUUGCUUUCACAGCCUCUUCGAGGCAAUGCGACGAUAGGUAUUCCAAUGAAGUGGGGUAGAGUGUUUCGAAAUUAGGGUCAGAAGCAAAGAAGUGAUGAGAGAACUAACUGAAUGCUGCUGCUUUACACCUAUUUGGAAUUCAUUGGAUGUGUCAUGAAGUCCUUGUAGAAGGUAUUAAGUAUAAGGCAUGGGGGUCAUCCAAGGAAGACAGUUGUUGACAUAAGCAAAGGAGCUCCUUAUUGACUGUCCAUUUUGUUGGACUGAAGUAAAAGUUAUUUUUUGAGAAAUUGAGAUGCAACAUACAGCGUGGAGCAGCAUUUGCAGUGUCCCCGUGCCCUGGAGAUAUGAUAUUGUUUGAUUUAGAGGUAACGUAAUUGGAGAGGAAAAAUCCAUUAGGGUUAAUUUCAUUCAAUGUAAAGUAUAUAUACAAGUUGUAUAAUAAUUGCUCUACGGUCCUAGAUACUUAAACUAAUUACAUGAUAAGACACAUAAUUAUACUAGAUACAAAUAGACCCAUUAUCUAACACUCCCCCUCAAGUUGGUGCAAAGAUAUCAAUCAAGCCCAACUUGAACACAAUAGAAUGAAAACUCUUGCUACCUAACCCUUUUGUAAAUAUAUCAGCUAACUGAUCUCCAGAUCUCACAAAUGGCAUACAUAUCAAACCCCCGUUCAACUUUUCUUUGAUGAAGUGUCGAUCAAUCUCUAUGUGCUUCGUUCUGUCAUGUUGAAAGGGAUUAUGAGCAAUGUUGAUGGCAGCUUUAUUAUCGCAAUAGAGUUUCAUUGGAAAACUGUCAGCAAACCCCAAAUCAUGUAACAAAGUUUGGAGCCAUAAGAGCUCGCAAACACCAUGAGCCAUAACUCUAUAUUCAGCUUCUGCACUAGACCUGGCGACUACCGAUUGCUUCUUACUUCGCCAGGUAAUCAGAUUACCCCCGAGAAAAGUGCAAUAACCAGAAGUAGAACGCCUAUCGUCCACAGAACCAGCCCAG
Molecule: messenger RNA, 6845 nt
Organism: Rhododendron vialii
Lineage: Eukaryota; Viridiplantae; Streptophyta; Magnoliopsida; Ericales; Ericaceae
Product: callose synthase 11-like
Exons: 2
Coding region: 1-5337 (1778 amino acids)
Biological process (GO): (1->3)-beta-D-glucan biosynthetic process
Cellular component (GO): 1,3-beta-D-glucan synthase complex; plasma membrane
Molecular function (GO): 1,3-beta-D-glucan synthase activity
Source: RefSeq, a predicted model, not a curated record